Amyelois transitella is the source of this 1055-nucleotide messenger RNA. RefSeq lists its product as uncharacterized. NCBI's taxonomy places the organism in Eukaryota, Metazoa, Arthropoda, Insecta, Lepidoptera, Pyralidae. The coding region runs from base 148 to 792 and encodes 214 amino acids. The transcript is spliced from 3 exons. The record is from RefSeq and is a predicted model, not a curated record.
CAAACUGCCAAAACACAGCUUGGUUUUGAUUUGAAUCUUGAACUCAGAUCAACGUUGUUUUUAAGUUUGAAACGAAUUCUUUUUCUGUUUGCUGUUGGCAAUCAACAAAUCAAUGAAAAUAUUAUUAAUUGCCUUUUGAUACAAGAAAUGGGAGAGCAAAUAAUGAAUAAUCAAACUGGUGACGAGGAUAUGAAUUCUUCUGGGAUCACUUUUGAUAAUCUUACUAUUUUGAAAGAAUUUAGUAAUAUAGCUGAUUUAGUCAGGAUUGAAGAUUUCUUAGAGACAGUACCUAAAGCCAAACUCAGAAGAGUCAAAUGGAUUCCAAUGUUCAAUUGUUUGAAACAAGCUAUCCUUGAUGAAAUGGAGCAAGAAUUUAGUUCAAUGUGGGAAUAUGAAAAUAUGCCUGCAAAAUUGGCAAUAUUAGAAAAACAAAAAGAAAAAUUUGCAGAAGUUGAUUCUGAUAAACAGCUUUGGAGACCUCAACUUGGUGAUGUAAAAGCACAGUUGAAAGCAAGGGAUAUUGCAAAUUUACAGAAACAGAAAGUUUUAUUAGAAUCUCUUGCUAAGGAAUAUGAAACAAGAGUUCAAAAAUUGAAGAAAAUUAUUUCAGCAAAAAGAGGUUACCUGAAAGCUUUGCAAAUGGAUAUUCAGAAAUAUCAACGCAAAAAUGAAGACUUUAUAAGAAGAAUUGGUGACAAACUAGAGAACCAUCAAAAUUUGGUCAAAGUGAUGAUACCUGAACCAGUAGACGUCAGUGACCUGACAUGGUCUGAUGAUAUGGAUAUAAAUUGAUAACGCACAACAAUAUUAUUUGAAUAAAAUUUAUAUUUCAGAAAAUUGUACACACUUGAGAAAAAGUACAACGAAAUUUUAUUUUAAUUAUAUUAAACUCAAAAUCUUCUGAACUUAUCUUUAACUAGUGUAGAUGAAAAUAGAGAAUAAAUGUUAGUGAUAUUUAAAAGUGUUACUGAUAAAAUCACAUAAAAAUCUAAUGUUGCUUUAUUUGGUUCCAGCUACCUACGGCUUGCUAUACACCUGCUAUUACAGAAAGCAAA